This is a messenger RNA of Bemisia tabaci, 765 nucleotides long. RefSeq names its product MKI67 FHA domain-interacting nucleolar phosphoprotein. NCBI's taxonomy places the organism in Eukaryota, Metazoa, Arthropoda, Insecta, Hemiptera, Aleyrodidae. The record is from RefSeq and is a predicted model, not a curated record. Gene Ontology annotation, molecular function: RNA binding.
AACCUUGCUUACAUGUUAUUUUGAGGUUAUGUGACCGUUGACUGAAGUCUUUUUGAUGGUUUUGAUGUCAAUCGAAACGCGUGGUGCUCUGUUAUUUUCUCUUAAUCUCUUGUAAUUCGUUUUAUUUUCGUCAUAAUGGGAAAAUUCAAGUCUUUCAGAAGAAAGAAGGAAACAAAGGAAGUUAAAUCUCCAAGUGAGCGUGGACUGUGUUACAUUUCGCACAUCCCACAUGGAUUUUUUGAAGAAGAAAUAAAAUUGUACUUUUCACAAUUUGGGAAAGUCACACAUGUCUACAUACCGAAAAAUAGGGAAGGUAAAAUGAAAGGCUAUGGAUACGUGGAAUUUGAAGUUGACAAAGUUGCCCAAAUUGCUGCAGAAUCGAUGAAUAACUACUUAAUGUUUAAACGGUUACUGAAGGUCAAGUACAUCCGAAAUGGUGGGAAAAAAUGGCGAUACUUGAAGAAUAAAGAAAAUUCCAGGCCAAUAGCUCUAAGGAACAGGGAUCAAUUUGUGAAAGAGCAAAAUAAAACCAAAUCUCCCUCUGAAGAGACAAGGUUAGUAAAGAAGCAAAGGCGAAGUUUACGUAGACUUCAUGCAGACCUCAGCAAACUUGGCAUUGAUUUUGAAUUUCAGGUUGACAGCGAUGUGCCUCAGCUUGAAACUGAAUCUGCCUAAGAAUUCUGUUGAUCCUUCUGUAUUUAUCAUGUAUAUAUUAUAUUUCACUACAUCUUUUAUUGCAAUAAAAAAGCUGCUUUUUUUAUAUAA